Messenger RNA from Venturia canescens, 2009 nucleotides. Its product is annotated as putative inorganic phosphate cotransporter. The transcript is spliced from 7 exons. Gene Ontology annotation, biological process: monoatomic anion transport; transmembrane transport. Gene Ontology annotation, molecular function: transmembrane transporter activity. Lineage: Eukaryota; Metazoa; Arthropoda; Insecta; Hymenoptera; Ichneumonidae. Gene Ontology annotation, cellular component: membrane. The record is from RefSeq and is a predicted model, not a curated record. Bases 297 to 1847 code for a protein of 516 amino acids.
GGCUCGGUCAGCUUGGUAAGCUCGGACGGCUUUACGUUCGUGCUUACACGUGCAUGCAUUUCACGCCGUUAUUUUGUCAUCGCUACUAUUGCGCUCGAGGUAAUGAGUAGAAAACAAAUAACUUGAUAAACUUUAGAUUGUGAAACUUGAAAGUGCAUAGUCGUUUAUUCAUUUCUCUAUGUAUAUAUAGAAUCAAUAUUCCGGUGAGAUUUAAAUGAAUCUUGUGUACUGCGCGUUAUUAAACGAAAUCACUGUGUGAUAAAUCGACGAAGGAACAAAAAAAUUCCCGUUUCAAGAUGACUCGUGGAUCUCGAUCAAAAAAGAUCUCGGUGGCAGAGAUGAUGAAAGUACCGCCUCACCGACCCAAAGCCAUGAUUGGAUGCAGGCACAUUCAGGCGAUCAUGAUGACUUUAGGAUUUUUUUGUUGUUAUGCUGUGAGGGCUGCGCUUUCAAUAUCGCUUGUCGCUAUGACAAACGCAAAAUCGGCGAAUCCAAACUUCAAGGAGUACGAGUGGGAAGACUCAGUUCAAGAUCUUAUACUGAGCUCAUUUUUUUGGGGCUAUGUUGCGACUCACAUACCCGGUGGGUUAAUUGCACAACGGUGGGGUGUACACGGUCUUUAUACUUGGGCAAUGAUGCUGUGCGGCGUUGCUACAAUACUCAUACCCAUCGCAGCAGAUUACGGGGGUUGGGCAGGUGUUUGCGUUUGUCGAGUUAUCUCGGGAGCUUGUCAAGGCAUCGUUCCACCGGUACUUCAUACACUUUUGUCUAAAUGGGUACCAAUCGAAGAACGAGGACGGUUCGGAUCUUUUACGUAUACCGGUGGAUGGGUAGGGAACGUAGCAGCUCUGUUAAGUUGCGGAAUUAUUUCUGGCUCUUCGCUGGGAUGGCCAAGUUGUUUUUAUAUUUGGGGUGGCCUUACUAUUGCGUGGUCUACGGCUUGGUUUUUCAUUGGUAAAGAGUCCCCGGCCGAUCAUCCAAAUAUACCUCAUGAUGAAAAGGAGUUCAUUGAAGUCAGUCUGGGCGUGACCGAAACGUCAGAGGUUUUAUCCACGCCCUGGCUAUCCCUUCUAACUUCUGGCCCGCUUUGGGCUCUCUUAAUAGCACAAUGCACGCAAGCUUGGGGUUUCUGGAUGCUUCUUACCAAAACUCCGAUGUACAUGGAUAAGGUACUAAAGUAUCCCAUCGCAGAGAAUGGCCGCGUAUCCGCUCUUCCAUACUUCACUGCAUGGGUUCUCAGUUUUCCAGUCAGUUAUAUAGCCGAUCUUUUGAUUAGAAAAAAAAUUACCUCGUUGAAUACAUCUAGAAAGGCAUGUAAUUCGCUGGGUGAAAUGUUACCAGCAAUUGCACUCAUUGGUUUGGGUUUUAUCGAUAAAGAUAAACCACACGUUGCUGUUGCUCUUUUAACCAUCUCAGUAGCAUCUAAUGUUGCUAUUUUUUGCGGCCAUCAAGUCAAUCACAUGGAUCUAAGUCCCAACUACUCUGGUACUCUUAUGGGCAUUACUAAUGGGGCAGCUAAUGUUUGCAGUAUCCUGGCUCCUAUUGUUGCUGGUGCCAUCAUCCAUGACAAGACCGACGUAUUGCAGUGGAGAAAAGUAUUUAUUCUGUCAGCUAUCAUUUAUACGAUGGGAAGCAUAGUGUUUGCGCUGUUUGGAUCAACAACGGUUCAACCGUGGAAUGAGUCGACCUCCCCACCUACGAAAUAUGAAUCACGAGUGACAAUGUCUAAAAUACCGGAGGAUCCCUCAUCAGAGAAAACUAUGAAUGAGAAAAAUAAUGUAAUUACCUCAGACAACAGUAUUGCUCGAGUCAGCUCCGGAUUUUUCAACCCACGUCAUGUGUCAUGAUGGUACGUGUCGAAGAAUUAAUCAUUUUCUUCUUUCAUAUUUUAUCAACAUUGUCAUCAAUAAUAUAUCAAUAUUUUUUUAUUCAUUAUAUAAUUAUCAUAGGAAAAUGAUACGAGUUUUAUGUUUGUUCAUUUUUCGAAAUAAAUGAUUCCAUUAUUAUAU